AUGGGUUCAUCCGCCCUAGUUUGUCUCUGUGAGGAGCACCGGUUCUGUUUGUGGAAAAGAAGGGUGGAUCCAUGCACUGAGGAUGAGUACGAUGAACACCUCAGAGUGGUUCUACAGAUUUUGCGAGAGAAACAACUGUACGCCAAGUUCAGUAAAUGUGAGUUCUACUUACGUGAAGUAACGUUUUUGGGACAUGUGAUUUCUGCUGAGGGGAUUAGAGUCGAUCCUCGAAAGGUUGAGGCUGUUUUGGAUUGGAAGCAGCCUAAGACUAUAUCCGAGAUACAUAGUUUUUUGGGACUGGCAGGGUAUUAUCGACGAUUUGUGGAGGGGUUUUCUCUGAUUGUCGCACCAUUAACUAAGCUACUACAUAAGGGUAUACCGUUUAAUUGGACUGAUUCGCAGUAA
Messenger RNA from Gossypium raimondii (Peruvian cotton), 405 nucleotides. RefSeq lists its product as uncharacterized. The transcript has 2 exons. Bases 1 to 405 code for a protein of 134 amino acids. The record is from RefSeq and is a predicted model, not a curated record. NCBI's taxonomy places the organism in Eukaryota, Viridiplantae, Streptophyta, Magnoliopsida, Malvales, Malvaceae.